Uranotaenia lowii is the source of this 1191-nucleotide messenger RNA. RefSeq lists its product as uncharacterized. NCBI's taxonomy places the organism in Eukaryota, Metazoa, Arthropoda, Insecta, Diptera, Culicidae. Bases 1 to 1191 code for a protein of 396 amino acids. The transcript has a single exon. Gene Ontology annotation, molecular function: zinc ion binding; nucleic acid binding. The record is from RefSeq and is a predicted model, not a curated record.
AUGUCGGUGGAUGGAAAUCCACCAUGGGGCUCCCAGGUGGAUCCCCCUGGUCGUAGCAACCGGAGAACAAUGCCCUCCUGGAUGGACCGUGACGGAAUGCACGGGGACGUCCAGUUCUUGGUUCUAAAACCGACACCCAACGCCAAGCUGCCAUCUAAUCCAUUUAUCAUCGCCAAGACUAUCGACCAAGCUGUUGGCCGAAUUGAAGCUGCCAAUCCCACCGACGGUGGAACCAGCUACUUACUGAAGGUCCGUAGCCAGGAACAAGCCACCAAACUAAUCCGCAUCGAUCAACUCAUCGAUGGAACCCCCGUAUCUAUCAUCUCUCACCCAACUCUCAACACCACCCAAUGUGUUGUCUCCUGUCGGGAGGCGGCAGGCAUGUCAGACAAGGAUCUCACCGAGGAGCUGGCGGAUCAGGGUAUCACCCGAGUCUACCGCUUCUUGAAAAAGUCUAAUGGAAAGGAUGAACCAACCAACACCAUGGUCCUCACCAUUAGAGGAACCGUACCCCCAACCCACGUCUUCUUCGGCUACGUCCGAGUUCCCACAAGACCGUACUACCCUCGCCCUAUGAUGUGCUACAAAUGUGGCAAAUUUGGCCACACAAAACAGCGUUGCCAACAUGCCGAAAUGUGCCUUGCUUGUGGUGAACCUGGACCACACCCAGACUGCAAAAAAGAUCCCAAAUGUCUCAACUGCGGAGGACAACACACUGCCAUAAACCGCACUUGCCCGAAGCAGCAGGAAGAGCAAUCAAUCGUUCGAAUCCGUGUUGACCUGGGAGUUUCCCAGGGUGCAGCCAUAAAAGAAUUCCAGUCCCGAUGUGCUGCCGCCAGAAAUGCCAGCUCAGUUCAACUUCGUCUAGACACAGCCAGACGUGCCACCGUCAACGACGAGAAGGACCGCCGAAUCCAACAAUUGGAAAAACAAGUCGCUCAACUUACUGCCCUGCUAAACAAACAUCAAGAAAGUUCCAGACCAACAACCGAUACCGAAGGAGACACAUCCGACUCUGAUGCAACCAUGACAUCAGAAACCAGCUCCGCUCCGGCCACGCCCAAACGGAACAGGAACCGUGGAUCAUCAGAGGAUCGAAGCCCAACAUCUGUAGACCUGAAAAAGAAAAAGCCCCUACCAACAAAUGGACCCAAAUCUGCCAACAACCGGAACUCCCGAAGCAACAACUAG